CACGUAUGUGAGCAUCAAAUUUUUUUAUGGAGGGGUCGAAACAUAUAAAUUUGAACUUCACUUUAAAAACUGAUUAGUCAUUGCAAACUUCUGAAUUUAUUCUUUCGCAAAAUGGACCUCAAGAUUUUUAUUCUCGCUUCUCUGUCGAUGACAGCAAUCGAAGGAGCAAUACUAACAUCAGGCAUACCAGUGUUGGCAAAAAUUGAAAAUUUCGACCCUGCAUCACAAUACAUAAUUGCUUACGACACUCAAGAUGUUGUGACAGGAAAUAGAAAAUCAGAAUUCGAGAUUCGAAAUGCUAACAUCCAGAAUAGAUAUGUGGUGGAAAAUGUAAAUAACAUCAAUGGAUUUACAAUUCUGAACCAAGAGGCUGUUCCAGUUAUUGAAAAAACAGUUCCGAUUGCUACUGUUAUCACUAAAACGUUACCAGUUGCAAGAUUAGUCUCAGUUGCUCCAGUUGGUCGACAAACAGUUCCAGUGUUUACAAAAACAAUUGCAUCAUCCCCUGUAAUUUUAGAAACACUCCCUUCUGGUUUAUUUUUGGAGAAAAAAUCUGAUAUUUCAACUAAUAAUCAAGAUGACAAAAUUGCAAGUUUAGUUGCACCAUUAAGUUUAGCUGCUGCUGGAUACAAAUAUUAAUUAAAAUACUGAACAAAUAACGAAAAAUAACAACAAAAAAAUAGUAAAGAAAAAAUAAGAAACAUUUUUUAUCUGGAGGGUGAUUUUUAGGGCCGUUCAAAAAAUACCUUACAUUUCAAGGGGGGAGGGGGAUCAAUCUAUUUUCUACCAUCAGCAAAAAAAAAAAAAUUACGUUAAUUUAUACAAUUUAUAUUAUCAAAAAAAUGUCAAUGUAAAAAAUGCAAAAAAAACUAUUUUUAAUAAAAAUAAAGUUUGGUUGA
Molecule: messenger RNA, 899 nt
Organism: Leptopilina heterotoma
Lineage: Eukaryota; Metazoa; Arthropoda; Insecta; Hymenoptera; Figitidae
Exons: 2
Coding region: 112-639 (175 amino acids)
Source: RefSeq, a predicted model, not a curated record